This is a messenger RNA of Calliphora vicina (urban bluebottle blowfly), 1223 nucleotides long. It is a transcript of the gene beat-Ia, whose product is annotated as beaten path Ia. The record is from RefSeq and is a predicted model, not a curated record. The coding region runs from base 30 to 1058 and encodes 342 amino acids. NCBI's taxonomy places the organism in Eukaryota, Metazoa, Arthropoda, Insecta, Diptera, Calliphoridae. Gene Ontology annotation, biological process: motor neuron axon guidance. The transcript is spliced from 7 exons.
GUGUCACAUUUAGCAAACAAAUCUACAAAAUGCAAGCUGUAUAUAAUACAACACAAUUAAUAUGGAUCAUUCUGAUGGCAAUCUUUACAAAAGAAUCAUUAGCAUUGCGUGAUGUUCGGGUUAAAGUGCCGCAUGCAGUGCGACGUGGACAGAAAAUCACAUUAAAAUGUCACUAUGACAUUGAAGAUGACACACUCUAUUCGGUGAAAUGGUACAAAGGACGAAGAGAAUUCUACAGUUAUACGCCCAAUGAGAAGCCGGCCAUAAAAGUGUUUCAAAUACCAGGUGUUCGAGUGGAUCGGUUUUCCUCCAAUGAAACACAAUUGGUGUUGGAAUCAGCAUCUAUGGCCACUGCGGGUAAAUAUUCCUGUGAGGUAUCAGCUGAUGCCCCCUCUUUUCAUACCUUAAUUGCUGCAGCCGAAUUAGAAGUUGUAGAACUGCCACACAAUCCACCACUUAUCAUUGGCAUACGACCACGUUACCACAUUGGUGAUAUAUUACGCGGCAAUUGUACAUCGCGACACUCAAAACCAGCAGCAAAUCUCACAUGGACAGUGAAUAAUGAAGAGAUACAAUCAUCUCAUGUACGUCAUUAUAAAAACCACAAAGAUACUCGCAAUGAAAUGCAAACUUCAACAAUAGGCCUGCAUUUUGUCAUCAACGACUAUCAUUUUGAAGAAGGAAAAUUAAAGAUACGUUGCACAGCGCAAAUUGGUGAUAUUUACUACAAGUCAUCGGAGAAAACCAUACUUGAUAUUGAAUACCAUCAUAAAUAUCUGAGUACAAAUACAGUCAAUAUGAUACCCACAGAUCGGGAUUAUGAUCAAUAUGCCUUGCAGGACAGCGAAAUGUUAAGGAAGAAAAAUAAUUAUUUAACACAAAUACAAGAUUUCUUUUACAAUUUUAUACCCUCAAAUGAUGCUGAAAUUUCCGCCUGGGCUUCGGCUGCCAACUCUACGUCAUCGCUUAAAUUGAUUAGCUGUUCCAUGAAUUUGUUAAUAACAUCCCUCUUCUAUUUGUGCUGGCAUUUAAAAAAUUGUUUUCUUAACUUAUCAUGAAAAUCUCAUUGAUUUCAAAUCAAUACAUGUUUGUUAAAAAUUUAAUUUUUCAAAAGAAACCUCACAGUGAUGUCUUGCAUACUAAAUUUAACCAGAAAGAAAAAUAAAAUAAAUUAAAUGUGAAAAAUAAACAUCUACAGCCAUUACACAAGAAACCAAAAAAAA